This is a messenger RNA of Priapulus caudatus, 1541 nucleotides long. Its product is annotated as putative nuclease HARBI1. The transcript is spliced from 2 exons. The coding region runs from base 172 to 1221 and encodes 349 amino acids. NCBI's taxonomy places the organism in Eukaryota, Metazoa, Priapulida, Priapulimorpha, Priapulimorphida, Priapulidae. The record is from RefSeq and is a predicted model, not a curated record.
CUAGUUUAUGACACCUACACUAGUUUAUGACACCUACACUAGUUUAAGGCUGGUGGUCGGAACCAAAGACUUUCUGUUGACAUCCUGCUUAGACAAGCAUCCACGUAAGUUUGGGCGAGUCAAUCGCACACAAACGCGCGCACACCAUACAUCAAAAAGUCAGUGGAAGAGAUGGCAGCGUUUGCAGCAGCGGCAGAAAUAGUACAGAGACGAGCAAUUCGCAGAGAGCGUGUAUUUAGAGAUCGACAGGAUCCAUUCGAUUUGCCGGACCACACGCUGUUCAAUCGCUACAGAUUUCCUCGGCAUGCAUUGUUGGAUUUGGCAAAUGAACUUUGCCCGUUAAUAGAGCUACCAACAAGGCGAAGCAUGGCAACUCCAGCCGUAACCCAGUUGGCAGUGACACUAAGCCUACUUGCAUCUGGUUCCUUCCAAUGGGGUAUGGGUGAACUGCACGGAAUAUCGCAGGCACACACAGCUUGUCGUUGUUUGCAUCGAGUUGUGUCCGUGAUCAUCGGAGAAAAAUUAAGAACAACGAUCAAAUUCCCUCAGACGCAGACCGAGAGAACGAAAGUGAUGCAUGAAUUCAGCCAGAUUUCAGGGUUUCCCCGUGUCCUCGGUGCGAUCGACUGCACACACAUAGCUAUUCGUGCUCCUGCUGGCGACAUGGAAUAUGUCUACAUAAAUCGGAAGAACUAUCAUUCGAUGAAAGUACAGGCUAUCUGUGAUGCCAACAUGACCAUCACAGAUGUCGUAGCUCGCUAUCCUGGUAGCACACACGACAGCUUCAUCCUUGCGAACUCCAAGAUAGCACGCAAAUUCAGUGACGGUGAACUGGGUGAAGGCUGGUUGUUAGGGGACAGUGGCUAUCCAUUAAAGUCCUGGCUAAUGGUUCCACUAAAGAACGUCCAAACAGCAGCCGAGGAGCGGUACAACAGGGCUCAUUCACGCACACGAUCAAUUGUUGAGAGAUGCUUCGGAUUAAUGAAAUUAAGAUUCCGCAUUCUAGACAAAUCCGGUGGCAUUCUGCUGUAUACUCCUGAGAGGACAAUUAAAAUAUUUACUGCAGUAGCAAUAAUGCACAACCUUGCUAUCGCAUACAGGUUGCCAGAGGUGGCAGAAGUAGAAGUGCAAAACGAAGAAGCUGCUGAAUUCAUCGACCCAGAGAUUGAUGUUGCAGCGGCUAAUGUCAGGCGGCAACUCAUACGCGUAUGUUUUACGUGACUUGUCGUUCAAGUAGUAAAACAUAAACGGACGAAAGUUGUAUUCUCUAUAAACGGUGCUAACUGUUAAAUGUAUAUAUUGAAUGGUUUAUCAAAUUGUACAUAUACAGAAAUACGGCAAUAGGUUUAUAUAAGCAAAAGUCAAUGUUUAUGCACAAUAAAAAUCAAUAUCUUUAAUAUCAUCUUGCUGACAAAAUAUGUUUCUAAUCGAUAACAAUGAUAUGACGUUGAUAAUAUGCUGACUAUCCUGUGCUGACUAAAACAAUUCUUUUGUAUAAUGUGUGCAGUUACGUGCACAGUAUAUAUAUAUAUAUAUAUAUA